UAUCCCAGACUUCUUUUGCUCUGUAGCAGUCCAUUAAAAGAUGCUGUUGAGUCUCAUCAUUGUUGCAGUGAAUCAUUGGGCAUUUUUGUUGUUGUUACAUAGCAACUCCAAGACACAACAGCUCUAACAGGAAGUCUGUUUAAGGACAUCAGCCAUCUCACAUCGCAAAUGCUCUCUGAGAGGUGCAUGAGGCCUUCAGGUGCUGCUAGUAGAACCCAUGGAGCCAGACAUCAUACCCUUGCACCCCUCCUCCCCCCCUCCACUGGAUGAUGAUGGCGAUGGGGAGGCGGGGUCAGAGGAGGACGAAUUUGGGGAUUUUGGGGGGUUCUCUGUCGAGGUGUCCUGCUCGCCUCUUGGCUUUAUUGAUUCUACAGAUUCACCAUCCAGCCUCAGACAGCUACCUUCUACCACCACAAAGCCAGCCACACAUCAACCCAACUGUAGCUUGAAUAACCCAGUUGAACAGUCCCAACCCACAUCCACUGUGGACUCGGGGUCCGGCAGGGGCAACAUAUACAUGGAAGGUCAGGAUUGUAAAGCAGAAUCAAGUGUGCACCUCACAAAUGGUUACUCUGAAAGAGACCACAACUCUGGGACCCACAUAGCCUCUGCAGUGGGUGCAUGGUCUCCCGUGGAAGAAACAGGGUUUGCUGAUUUUACUGUGUUUACAGAGCAGGCAGCACAUCCCUGGUGCUGUGGCUUCUCUCCCAUAGGCAGCAAAGAGCAAUGGGAUAGCAGAGGGGAUGAGACAAACUCUUCCAACAGCUUGGGUGAACAAAUCUGUUAUCCAGGACAGGAGGUUGUUAUGGACUCUGCGCCCAGAUCCCAAUGUGCAUGCGAGGCAAAAGACAACAUUUGCACUAAGGUCAAGCACUGUGAGAAAAGAGAUGCAGCACUCGUGCAACCAUCUCAGGACCACCAUCAGCCUCCGGAAGCUGCAGCAGCAGCUUUGGAUUUUCCACCCGAAGAACCUCAUUAUGGGGAGGAGGACUUAGGCAAAGCUGGAGACAGCCAGAGGGAAAAGAGGCAUAGUUAUAAUUCUUUACAAACCACAGAGGUGCCAGAGGAUGGAGUGUCAGACGAAGACGGAGAAGAUCGGGCAAAGAGCACUUCUACUGUCCCCCAAACAUUUAGUGUGUAUGAGUCUGCUUCAGAGGACCUGGCGUCCUUCUCUGAUGAUAUGUCAUUUGAGGAUCCUUCUGCGGACUUGGAACCAAAUGUUUCAUCUCUUGUUUCACCGGAGGGUCAGACUGACUGGGACCAGACUGAUGAUGAUGAUGAGGAAGAAGAACUGGGAAAUUACAGGCAUUCUGACUGCUUUUUCAACAACAGCAUGGCAAAUCUCAGACAGUCUAAGGCAGAGGAGGGUUUUCAUUAUUGCAACCCAUCUGCGACUCAGGAAACUUCUGCUACCUCCAUCCAGUCACAACCUGGAACGCAUACAGAAGACGAAUUUGCAGACUUUGAAGACUGUAGUUUUGAGCAUCACAGGGACCAAGGGCGUGUACAAACUGCAGAUGCAGAGGUGCAGAGUCUAGGAAAGCUCCCACCGAGUGACAGCUUUGCUGAUUUCUGCUCAGCGCCCACACUGGAGGAUGGAGAGGGGUCGUGGGCGGAGUUCAAGGACCAGAGGGCUCAGGAGGAGGGAAAAACUUGGACGCAGUUCAGAGAGCCAGUCAUCAGCCUGCAGACUGAUGGGAACACUGAGGAGGAGCAGGACAGGGCAGGGCAAUAUGGGGUUUCCAGGAGGAACAGCUGUCAGGUGUCUCUGUCCUGCUGUGUCCAGCAGCUUCUCCUGGCCAGUUUUCCAGAGGUAGAGGUCCCAGCGGUGGAAGGUGGGGAGGAGGUGCUCAGCCUCGGUGCUCUGCUUCACGCCCGACACCUCCCUGAGAGUGAGGAGGAGGAGAUACCCGAACUCUGUCCCAGAUCUCAGUGGAUUCGGCGGAGGGUGUGGUGGCCACAGCAAGACCUCCACGAUGCAGUUGGCCUCCAAUUUCAGUGGGGAGGUUCCCACACAAAUAGGACUCUGCUCAGGUGCCUUGGUGUGGAGACGAGGAACAUUGUGUUCAUUGGCAUGAAGAAGCAGCCAGUGGCUGUGCCUGCUUUUGCAUCCAGCCUGGGAAUGCUAGAGCCCACCAAAGACUCUGUGCCAGCUGUCUGUUCUCCAGGACACACAGCAGUCACAACACUAGCACCUCCAGGGCAUCGGGACACACCGGACCCCUCAACAGAUUCAAUGCCGGAGGCGCUCCCUUCCAGCCAUCUGGACUGGAGCAGCCGUGGCCUUAGCAGCUCUCAGGACGACUGCUCUGCUCUCAACCUGGAUUAUUUUGGUCCUGAGGAGGAGCGCAGAUCCUACUGCAGCAGCAGCAGCAGCCGUAGCAACAGUCCUCCUACAGGAGUUGACCGUGAGCUGUACGAGUUGACCAUCAGCAAACUGGAAACCGGCGCUAGAAGUAGCCACAUGGAAGACACCUUGAAUCGCCUCAUGUCCACUGCAGAGAAAACCAGCACUUCAGUCCGGAAACCUCAGCAGAAUGAGGAGCUGAGUGCGGAGGCUGGCAGGCUGAUCUCUGGACUGCCUAACCUGUCCUUCAUGCAGGCCAAGGUCCUCAUGUUCCCAAGCAUCCUCCUACCUGUUCCUGGUCAAAUUUGACCUGUAUAUAUUGAAAUGGAUUUUCAAUCCACCAGUGUACAGUAGGUGACAUUAAGGGAAAUUGCGGUUUUAAGGAAUCUUGAAUGUUACUAAAUAACCCAGAUUAAGAUAAAAACCCAUCCAUUCCCAGCCAACCAACAGAGCUCAAAAGAGGAGUUGGGGUUGGGUGGGGGGAGGGGUGUCAUAAGACUAUAAAGCUGCCAUUUCAGUGACUGAGGUUAUAGCCAGUGGUGAAAGAAGUAUUCAGAUCUAGGGCUGCACGGUAUGAGGAAAAUAUCUAAUUGCGAUUAUUUUUGACUGAUGUUGCGAUUGCGAUAUGAUUCACGAUAUUGAAGGGAAUGAUCAUGUUUGUAUUGGCUGUAGAUAAGCCAAUAAGUAAAUUACAAGUACCUCAAAUUUGUACUUAAGUACAAUACUUGAGUAAAUUUACUCAGUUACAUUCCACCACUGGUUAUGGCAGUGAGACUGUCCAAAAGGUCAUUGAUCUGGUCUUCCGAGAUGAGCAAGCAGACAGUGAUUUGGGUUAACCCUAACCCAGUGAGGAGGACAGCGUUUGACGCUUGUUAAGGUUAUAAAUAAUGAUAUAACAAUCCCCAGAAUGCUCUUGCCAUUUUCACUUUCAAUAAAAUAUUAUCUAAAUCAUUAAGGCUCUUAUGUUUUCAUGUCUAAGGUAAAAUAUGACAUGAUAUUGUGUGAUUGUAGAUGUUUUUUCUCCAUAAACGAGUGGUGUUGAACCUAAAAGAUACACUCUCCCCGCUCUCUGAAACAUUAAUUAAGGAUUAAGCACCUGUGGUUCAAAAUUUGGUAUAGACACUUAUGAGUGUUCUUGGGCCUAUCAUGCAGGUAUACAAUAGGAACAGUAUGUAAGCGUUAACACACUAUUUUAUUUUGACUCAAUCAAUACAUAGCUUUUGUUGUAUGUAAUUUAUUACUGUGUUUUUGGUGUGUCACUGUACUGUCUUGUUGGCUAUGUGAUGUUUUAAGUUGAUUAUGAAGGGCUUAUAAAGAAACAAGAGGCAUUGUGGACUCUAACAGUGAGUUCAUCGUUGUGCUUGCUUGGCUAUCUUCAGUCUUUAGCCUAAAAAUUCAGCUCCGUCAGUCGAGAGGCAGAAUCCCCCCACAUGUAUCAGCUCAUGCAUUCAU
This is a messenger RNA of Sander lucioperca (pikeperch), 3799 nucleotides long. It is a transcript of the gene aftphb, whose product is annotated as aftiphilin b. The transcript has 10 exons. Bases 218 to 2656 code for a protein of 812 amino acids. The record is from RefSeq and is a predicted model, not a curated record. Gene Ontology annotation, molecular function: clathrin binding. Gene Ontology annotation, cellular component: trans-Golgi network membrane; AP-1 adaptor complex. Gene Ontology annotation, biological process: intracellular transport. Lineage: Eukaryota; Metazoa; Chordata; Actinopteri; Perciformes; Percidae.